Messenger RNA from Betta splendens (Siamese fighting fish), 1310 nucleotides. Its product is annotated as glucosamine-6-phosphate isomerase 2. Gene Ontology annotation, biological process: N-acetylneuraminate catabolic process; carbohydrate metabolic process; N-acetylglucosamine catabolic process. Gene Ontology annotation, molecular function: glucosamine-6-phosphate deaminase activity; identical protein binding. Lineage: Eukaryota; Metazoa; Chordata; Actinopteri; Anabantiformes; Osphronemidae. Gene Ontology annotation, cellular component: cytoplasm. The transcript is spliced from 7 exons. The coding region runs from base 134 to 988 and encodes 284 amino acids. The record is from RefSeq and is a predicted model, not a curated record.
CAACGAGUUACAACGUUUGGCCCACACGGACUUCCGUACACUCUACUGUAAAACCAUGUGACAACUACAGAAGCAAAGCAAACAAUCGCAUCUCUUCUCGUCUGACAAGCAGCGAAUUUAAGCAGCCCACAAAAUGAGGCUGGUCAUUCUGGAUGACUAUGAGCUGGCUAGUGAGUGGGCAGCAAAAUACAUCUGCAACAGAAUCAUCCGCUUCGAGCCGUCUGCCAAGAGAUACUUCACCCUGGGGCUGCCUACCGGGAGCACUCCUUUUGGCUGUUAUCAGAAGUUAAUUGAAUACUACAGAAGUGGGGAUGUUUCCUUCAAAUAUGUGAAAACCUUCAAUAUGGAUGAAUACGUAGGCCUCCCUCGUGCUCAUCCAGAAAGCUACCACUCCUACAUGUGGAACAACUUCUUCAAGCACAUCGACAUCGAUCCAGCCAACACCCACAUACUGGACGGCAACGCAGAGGACCUGGUGGCAGAGUGUCACGCCUUCGAGCAGAAGAUCACAGAGGCCGGAGGAAUCGAGUUGUUUGUGGGAGGCAUCGGCCCUGAUGGUCACAUAGCGUUCAAUGAGCCAGGCUCCAGCCUUGUUUCCAGAACCAGAGUAAAAACUCUGGCCAAAGACACCAUUGUCGCCAAUGCUCGCUUCUUUGGUAAUGACCUCUCAAAGGUUCCCACCAUGGCUCUGACUGUGGGUGUAGGAACUGUCAUGGAUGCCAAGGAGGUGAUGAUUCUGAUUACAGGGGCACACAAGGCCUUUGCUCUGUACAAAGCCAUAGAAGAGGGAGUCAAUCACAUGUGGACCGUCUCAGCCUUCCAGCAGCACCCACGCACCAUCUUUGUCUGUGACGAGGACGCUACCUUGGAGCUGCGAGUCAAAACUGUGAAGUACUUCAAAGGUUUAAUGCAUGUUCACAACAAACUGGUGGAGCCAGUGCUCAGCAUGAAGGACCAGCCAAACACCGUCACAGAGGGAGACGACUGAAGACUGAAACGAUUCCUCCGGUUACUGUAGUUCACUCUGAGCCAGUGUUUGACUGACUGUGCAGACUGUGAAUAUACUUCCUGCCUCCUUGACUGUUACAAUGAGUGUGUAGUAUUCUAGAAUCAGUAUUAAUCUCUUCAGCAUUUCAAUGAUGGUUAGUGUUGUGACUUUAGCCUAAUGAUGUUUAGUUUCUAUCGUGUUUGGUUACAACAUUCCUACUCUCGGUUCUCUUAUUGUUUUUUCUUCGACCGCUGCUGUUGAACAUACGUGUACUGUCAUCCUUCCCUCAGUUUUCUAACAGCAAUAAACCCUUUGCUAAGGA